AUGUCGAAGGACGAUGCAAAGGACCCAAAAGAGCCCACGUACGAAGACUACCUCGAACGCGACAAGUACAACGACGAUGAAUGGGAAUAUCGCCAUGUGAUUCUGCCAAAGCCAAUGCUCAAACUGCUUCCGGAAUCGUACUUUGACCCGGCCGAGCCGGGGGUUCUGCGCAUCCUCGCCGUCAAGGAGUGGCGCGAUAUCGGCAUCACCCAGAGCGUCGGCUGGGAGCACUACGAGGUGCACGCGCCCGAACCGCACAUCCUCCUCUUCCGUCGUGAAAAGGACUUUCUCGAGAAGGUAAGCCCCAUCCUUCCCUCGCCACCAUUUCGGCCCACUGACAUCUUUGUGUGCGAGGGGGUUCAGUAUCAAGCUCAGGUGGCGGCACAGGCACGGGCACAGCAAAACGGCAAAAAGUAA
Moesziomyces antarcticus is the source of this 417-nucleotide messenger RNA. Its product is annotated as CKS-domain-containing protein. Gene Ontology annotation, biological process: regulation of mitotic cell cycle. The transcript has 3 exons. Gene Ontology annotation, cellular component: cyclin-dependent protein kinase holoenzyme complex; SCF ubiquitin ligase complex. Gene Ontology annotation, molecular function: ubiquitin binding; histone binding; cyclin-dependent protein serine/threonine kinase activator activity. Bases 1 to 417 code for a protein of 138 amino acids. The record is from RefSeq and is a predicted model, not a curated record. NCBI's taxonomy places the organism in Eukaryota, Fungi, Basidiomycota, Ustilaginomycetes, Ustilaginales, Ustilaginaceae.